AUGCUUGGUUCUUCCUACAACCCCACUCACCGUGUCACCCGCCGUAAGAGCACCACCCUGAGCGCUGCCUCCUCCGCCCAAGCAAUUUCCCAAGCCAUCAACAUCGACCAAUCCAAUGCUGCCCGCAAGUCCAUCUCUUCACGCAAUGCUCUUGGUUCCGUCAGCCAAGCCAGCUACCCUUCUCCUCCUAGCAGCUUGCCUCAGGGCGAUAAGAUGACCGAUGACAAGAAGAUCAAAGCUCGUCGCGGCAGCGAUGGUUCCGUCUUGACCAAGAAGAAGUCGGCUGCUGGUGAGCUCAAGUGCGAAACUUGCGGCAAGGGCUACAAGCACAGCAGUUGUCUGACGAAACACCUCUGGGAACACACUCCAGAAUGGCAGUACACCUCCAAACUCCUCAUUUCCAAGCAUCAACAAGUUCAGCUUCUAGAGGCCGCUUCGGUCCUCGUCGCCAUGAACGGAGAUGCCACUCCUGGAGAUAGCAAACUUAGCGACAGCGACAACUCUUCUGCCUCACCCGCCGCUUCAGGAUCCGAUUCUCGAGAAGACGACAUCAGCUCGACCGAGACGACGCCCCCUCCUCACGGCGAGCAUCCCUUUGGACACAACAAGCGCCACAGCAAUGCCAGCAGCUUUGUGUCGCGCUCAUACCAGUCUGAAUUCUCCGCUCGUCCUGAAUCUUCUCAUGUCCGCCACUGGAGUACUUCUAGCAGCAGACCCAUUACCGCUGCCACCUCUCUUGCCCAGAGCUACCCCGACGAGGAUCAGGCAGACCUCGCCGCUGCAGUCGGCUUACUCAGCUGCAGUUACGGCACCCCUACUUAUGGCCCCACCAGCUUAGGCCAAAACGUGCCCCCAGUACCCCCUCUUCCUGCGAGAUACCAGAACUCGUACCAGCCAAGCUCCUUGGCAAAUGCUCAUCAAUUCCGCGAGGACGUCGACAUGGAAGAGGAAUCCUACUCGGAUGAUGAUGACGAAACCAGCAGAGUCGAUGAAGCUGACGACGGCGUGUUUGGUACAAUGGAAGAGUGA
This is a messenger RNA of Aureobasidium namibiae CBS 147.97, 1029 nucleotides long. RefSeq lists its product as uncharacterized. The transcript has 2 exons. The coding region runs from base 1 to 1029 and encodes 342 amino acids. NCBI's taxonomy places the organism in Eukaryota, Fungi, Ascomycota, Dothideomycetes, Dothideales, Saccotheciaceae. The record is from RefSeq and is a predicted model, not a curated record.